CUUCCGACCUCCGUGUCCCCGAAAAACACUUCUCCGUCUUCGUCCCCGCGAUUUACAGCCUCUCUUGCUCUCUGUAUUUUUAACUCAGCUUCUUCUGUUGGGCUCUCAAAUGUGCAGAUUCAUUCUCCCUUAGGUCUUCUUUCAGGUUGAAGACAACUGCUUCCAAUGCUGGUGUUUUCUGUAUAGUUUUCCUCUUGUUGUGUUGUGAUUUCAAAUGAUAACAGCUCCGAUGUGCUUCUCAAUCUUGCGAGUUCCCAAAUUUGGAGUCCCCACUUUAGCUAAUUUAUGGAGGGAAAACUUCCAUCCCUUGAACAGGAAUUAUGGUCAUAGUUCUUGGUAUGAUCAGCUUGGUUUUAGGAUCUAUAACCUUGAAGGAGGGCAGAACAAGAGAUGGACCAGAAAAUCUAUGUCCACAAAAGCAGGGAGGAAAGCAAAAACCGACCCGAGCAGUAAACCGAGCAAUAUCAGGAAUGAAAUCUUAGAGGAAUCGGUUUCAACAAGCUGUACAAUUAGCAUCAAUAAGUCUGAGAAAAAUGGAACUCAGAAGCUUCAAUGUUGUAAUAUUCAAGAAACGAUUACUAAAGACAAGGAAUUGGCUCGCCCGGUGACGGUUAUAACCUUCGACAUCGAAACAACAGGUUUUAGUCGAGAGCUCGACAGAAUAGUGGAAAUUGCACUUCAAGAUCUCUCAGGAGGAGAAAAUAGCACCUUCCAAACAUUAAUAAACCCAGAAUGCUACAUUCCAAAUGCAGUUGUACAUGGCAUUACAAGCCGUAUGGUCAGUCGACCCGACGUUCCAAGGAUGAAGGAACUUAUUCCAAUCUUAUUACAGUUUAUCAAAAGCCGUCAGAAACCUGAUGGAUAUGUAUUAUUGGUAGCUCAUAAUGCUCGUACCUUCGACGUGCCCUUUUUACUCAAGGAGUUCAGCCGUUGCUCGGUCGACAUUCCUCUAAAUUGGCUAUUUUUCGAUAACAUUCUUUUAGCCCGUCAGUUGAUGAAAUCCACAGAUUCGAAGAUUAAGAAAAUUUCAUUGCAAGCUCUUCGUGAGUAUUACAAUAUUCCAUUGGUGGGUUCAGCUCACCGAGCGAUGUCGGACGUGAGGACAUUGUCGCUGAUUCUUCAGCGGCUUACUUUCGACCUCAAGCUAGGUAUCCCUGAUCUCAUUGAAAGAUCUUUUACUACUUCUGAUCUGAUUAAUAAGAAGAAGAACUAGUGGGUUAAGUUAUAUGCAGAAAUGAAUCAUAAGUUAGUGAUCAAGCUGUGCUUUUGUUGUAAUGUCAUUUACUAAUUUUAACUUCAGUUCAUUCUUAUUACCAAAAUGUUGGGCCAUUUUUAUUUAUGGUCAGCAGAUUUGUCUUGAUCUCCAUGUUCUUCAAGAACUAAUGCCUGAAUUGGAUUAUCAUGACAAAUAAAAUCUAGUUUUGUUUUA
This is a messenger RNA of Cucurbita pepo subsp. pepo (vegetable marrow), 1429 nucleotides long. It is a transcript of the gene DPD1, whose product is annotated as Polynucleotidyl transferase, ribonuclease H-like superfamily protein. Gene Ontology annotation, cellular component: cytoplasm. Gene Ontology annotation, molecular function: 3'-5'-DNA exonuclease activity; nucleic acid binding. NCBI's taxonomy places the organism in Eukaryota, Viridiplantae, Streptophyta, Magnoliopsida, Cucurbitales, Cucurbitaceae. Gene Ontology annotation, biological process: DNA catabolic process. The record is from RefSeq and is a predicted model, not a curated record.